Molecule: messenger RNA, 3301 nt
Organism: Entelurus aequoreus (snake pipefish)
Lineage: Eukaryota; Metazoa; Chordata; Actinopteri; Syngnathiformes; Syngnathidae
Gene: ncapg
Product: non-SMC condensin I complex, subunit G
Exons: 22
Coding region: 100-3099 (999 amino acids)
Biological process (GO): mitotic chromosome condensation
Cellular component (GO): condensed chromosome; condensin complex; cytoplasm
Source: RefSeq, a predicted model, not a curated record
UCUCGUCUAUUUCCAGUUCUCGCGAGACGUCAACCGUUGCUGGAUUUGAAAAGAGGCGGGACUGCGGCGGUGUGCUCGCGAACAAGUCAAAAAGGAGACAUGGCCGUACACAACGAACUGGAGGUCAAGGAGGCGUUUCAGCGCGCCCAGAAGGCGCACAACAACAAGGCCAAGCUGGUGGCCAGCCUGAAAAGUCGCUACAACAAGCUCGAAGACAAAACUCCGUUCCACGAGGAAUUUGUCAGCUACCUGAAACACGCCAUGAUUGUCUACAAGCGCGAGCCGACUGUGGAAAAUGUCAUCGAAUUCGCUGCGAGGUUUGCCACCAGUUUCCAAGUUCCUCCUAAAGAUGGAGAAAAAGAAGAAGAGGAGGAGGAGGAGGAGGAAGAAGAAGAGGACGAUCAUCCUUUUUUGAGUUUCAUUUUCAACUUCCUGCUCGGGUCUCAUGAGGCCAACAGCCACGCGGUGCGCUUCCGGGUGUGCCAGCUGAUCAACAAACUGCUGGGCAGUAUGGCUGAGAACGCUCAGAUCGACGACGACCUUUUCGAUCGCAUCCACCAAGCCAUGCUGGUGCGCGUCACCGACAGGUUUCCCAACGUGCGCAUACAGGCCGCCUUGGCCAUGACCCGCCUGCAGCAGCCGAGUGAUCCUGACUGUCCGACCAUCAAUGCCUUCAUGUUGAUCCUGGAGAAUGACACCAACGCUGAGGUGAGAAGGGCUGUCCUCUCCUGCAUCGCCAUGUCUCCUCGCACCCUCCCCAAAGUUCUAAAACGCACACGCGACAUCAAAGAGAAUGUCCGCAAGUUAGCCUACCAAGUUCUGGCUGACAAGGUUCAUGUUAAAGCUCUGACAAUUGCACAGAGAGUGAGUCUGCUGCAGCAAGGACUCCGUGACACAUCGGAGGCCGUAAAGGAGAUGGUUUGCUCCCGUCUGCUGCCCGCCUGGCUGUUGCGUCUGGAUGGAAAUGUGGUGGAGCUUCUCCACAGACUUGAUGUGGAGAACUGUGCCCAAACAGCUCUGGACACGCUCCAGGCCAUAUUCAAAGGCAUGGCCGCUGACGAGCUGCUGCAGAACAGAACACAGCUGGACAACAGGAAGCUGAUCCCAGUGGACUCUCUGACGUGUGAGAAUGUUCUUUACUGGCGAGCUCUGUGCGAGUUCAUCAAGGGGAAAGGAGAUGACGGUGAAGAAAUGUUGGAGCAAGUCUUACCAGACACUGUCAUGUUCACGGACUACCUCUACGGGUAUUUGAAGGCGGUGCCGGUGCUGUCAGAGGAGCAGAGGGCAGACUUGAACCAGCUGGAGUUGGUGAUGACCAAGGAGUUCAUCUCUCAACAGCUCAUCCAGCUCAUCGGCUGCCUGGACACCAACGAGGAAGGCGGCAGGAAGCGCGUGGUGGCUGUGCUGCAGGAGAUGCUGGCUCUGCCACAGACGCCCUCCUCGCUGGUCUCCUUGCUCACAGAGAAGCUCGUCACACUUGUGCCUGACGAUCACAGACGUAUUCAGAUUGUGGCAGAAAUCAUCUCCGAUCUGCGGGAGCCAAUCACAGAAGCGAGCCAGCCAGUGGACGAGAACGCGAGUCGUCGCCAGCAAAUUCAGCUAGCAGAGGUGAAGGUACGGAUCUUGGAGGCCAAGGAAGCCUUGGGGGAGUGCAUCGCAGCGCAGGAUUUCAACCGCGCUGCCGAGAUAAAGCAGUCCAUCACAGAGCUGGAGAAGGAGCACAAGGUCAUCCAGGAGAGCGCUCAGCCGGCCGACAUUGAGAUCCGCACUGAGAAGAACGAUCCAGAGACUCUGCUGAGGUGUCUGACGAUGUGCGCUGAGCUGCUGAAGCAGAUGAACAUGAAGAGUAGAAUCAGCCCGACAAUAAGCGCCUUGACGUCCGUACUGAUCCUGCCCAGCAUUGCGAGUGCUCACCCUACUGUCCGCAGCAUGGCGGUGGUCUGUCUAGGCACGUGCGCCCUGCAUUGCAAGGACUUCGCCAAGACCCACAUGGUCCUCCUGCUGCAGAUUGCGCAGCUCGACGAUAUCAGGAUUCGAAUCUGCGCCCUGCGAGCCGUCGUCGAUCUGCUGCUUCUGUUCGGCUUCCAGCUGCUCUCGGACAGCGGCGCCGGUCAAAAGUCAGCGGAGAGGAAGGAGGACGAAAAGGAGGGAGACGUGACCGAGGACACGGCUCAGAGCAUCGUAGCCAUGCUGUCAGAGCUCCUGGAUAAUGAGGUGUCAGAGCUGCGCACUGAGGCAGCAGAGGGCCUGGCCAAGCUGAUGUACACAGGUCGCAUGUCCAGCGCCAAGGUGCUGUCUCGUUUGAUUCUGCUGUGGUACAACCCGGUCACAGAGGACGACAUCCGCCUCCGCCACUGCCUGGGCAUCUUUUUCCAGCUCUACGCCCGCGAGAGCAGGUCGCACCAGGAAGUUGUGGAGGAGAGUUUCCUUCCGACCAUGCGCACUCUGAUAAAGGCCCCCGCCACCUCUCCGCUCGCCGAGGUGGACAUGAACAACGUGGUGGAGCUGCUGGUGGAACUGACCCGUCCCAGUGCCCUCGUCAAGCCUGUAACUAACACAGAGGAAGUGUGCGUCCACGACUACUUGGCGGUGCGCAUGUGCGGCGAGAUGCUGAGUGACCCCACCGCCCCGGAGGUGCGUCUCUACGCCAAGACCCUCACCUACCUGGAACUCAGCAGAGACGAGACCGUCAAGAAAGACCUGCUGUCACUUCUGCAGCAGAUUGUCCUGGUUGUGAAGGACCGCGUCUGUCUGCGAGCUCUGGAGAAGAUGAUUUCUUACCUGGUGGAUUCCAACGAUCAAGCCCAGCUCCUCAACGCCACCGCACUGCAGAACCUGGAUGUCAAUGCUGAUGAAACUGCAGCGGAAGACCCGACUAAAUCAAGCAAAAAAGACAAAAGAGGUCAGAGGAAGGCGUGCGCAGCCAAAGGAGGCAGAAAACCCAGCAAGAGGGCGGAGUCGUCAGAGGAAAGCGACGGAGAAAACGUGCCUGACUCGGCCCCUGCGGUGCGACCCUCACGCAGGGCCAAGAUCGCAGCCCUGGAGAAGACCAAACUGGAUCUGAAUCCUCUCAUCAACCAGGAGGCCAACGUCUCCUAGUCUCUUCUAAAUAGUCAUGAACACAAGUAAGACAUCCACUAUUACACAAUACAUACUAUUAAUAUAUGUUACUUUUACACAAUACAUACUAUUACUAUAUGUUACUUUUACACAAUACGUACUAUUACUAUAUGUUACUUCUCCACAAUACGUACUAUAUAAUAGUUAUAUACCACAUUUUACACAAUAAAGGUGCAUGUGU